This is a messenger RNA of Helicoverpa zea (corn earworm), 3490 nucleotides long. RefSeq lists its product as uncharacterized. The record is from RefSeq and is a predicted model, not a curated record. The transcript is spliced from 3 exons. Lineage: Eukaryota; Metazoa; Arthropoda; Insecta; Lepidoptera; Noctuidae. Bases 452 to 2629 code for a protein of 725 amino acids.
UCGGGCGGACGGGGCCGCUGCCAGCCGGGCCGCGCCGAAACUAAAUACCCAAAAGCGUUUGUGAUCGCGCGAGCGGUUGCCAAAUAUGGCACGAAUCUCGGGUUUCGCGAGGCGCGCGCGCCGCCGAGCUGGCACAACACCAGCCACUGCAAAAACGCUCUCUGUUCCCGUCUAAAAACACGUAAAAAACGUUUUUAUUUCUGUAGCGAGCGGCCUCUAAAUUUAGGCCGUAUGGAAACCGAAAGUAAUACGAGCGAUUUUGGUUGGGGCCGCGUUGUCUGUAUUUAGAUUAGAGCGGCGCGGGCGCAGCUCGGCGCAGUGCGCGACUCGCGACUCGGGAGCCGCGCGACUCGCGACCUCCGCCGCCCGCGCGUACACGCCGGACAUGCGCGCGCGCACGCGUUAUCAAUUAACUGUUUUGUGAUAUUAGUGCACAAUAUAAAGGAUUUGGAUGUCACAAAUGUUGCCCGAGGGCGGAGAAGUGAUGCGGCGCGUGGCGUGCGGCGACGUGUGUCCUACGCCGCCGCCCGCGCACCCGCCCGCGCCGCAAGCGCAACAAAGGACAUCGGAGAACAAAGAGCUGUUACGUCAGCAGCUCCUGUCGGCCAGCAAAGAGCGCCUUGAGAAGCAGGAGUCUCCCAAACCGAAGCACGCUCGCAACAGACAGAAGAACCGAUGGAAGCUGAAGUUCCACCACCAGGCGCUGCCUCAGGAGUACCUCGACCACUACGAGCAGAGCCUGCAGAAAGCCAACGCCGCUAAACAGGCGCAGCAGAAGCACAAGCCCGCGGACAAACCCAAAGCUGAACCAAACUUUGACAUCAACAACUUCAGUAACGAAACGUUUAAGAUCUGGGCGCAAAGGCUGGCGGGCAUACAGAAUGAGACUGGAACACUAACCGUGCCACAAGUGUCUUCCAUGAUCAACAUGGCGCCCAAACCACCCGCCAAGGACGAGAAGAAAAAGAAGAACCCCGCCAUAGCUCCAAGCAAAAUUGUCACGUACGACGACUUGCCGUAUAUGGGAGAGAUGACGCUGAACAACUCCAAGCCGAGGAGAGGGCGGAAGCCCAAGAAAGCAGAUAUCUGCCACCUAAUAUAUGAGAACUACGGGACUGUGGUGCCGGGACAACCGCCGCCCGCGCAGGACCGACUAAAUCAGCUCAACAUGUGCCCGCCAUUCAGGGGAACGGACAAUCCUCCAACGAGCAGCCCAAAAACUGACUUGCAGAACAAAAUUAUCUCUAGUUUAUUGGAGAGGAAGUUGUCACAAGAAAACAAAAAGCGACUGGAAUCAAUGACGCCACCUAAGUUUUCCAGCCCGGACGAGCCGAUGCCCGAGGCGCCGGUCACCAUCGCAGGACCCCUUCACAGUGACGACGAGCCUCUGAACCUGUGCAUCAGAGAUUUACACGAUCUUAAGAUCCAAAUACAGAAAAAGUUCGGGAACAUUUACUCGUCCCUACCUGAAGUAAAGACUGAAGUAGAAACUGAGAGUUCGGAGCAGGACGGCGUGAAGGCUGAGCAGCCUCCGAACGCGAUCUCGGUCAUACAGCGGAACACGAACCUGUCGCCGGUGACGGCCAGCAGCUCGCCCGAGCUGUCGCGGCCGCGCAACGUGUCGCCCACGCUGUCGGAGCCGGCGCAGUCCUCCGCCAGCCCCGACAGCGACGGCAAGUUCCCCGGCUACGUGUACUGGCCCAACGCCGGCAUCUACAUGCACCCGCUGGCGCUGCAGACGCAGCUGCUGUACUACCGCCGGCUGGCGGCGGCCGGACACCUGCCUUUCCCCGGCGACGCCGACAACCGGGGCUCUGCCUCCACGCCCAACAGUGUUAGUGAAGUGUCAGAAAACUCUUCCGUAGACGAUAACAAAAACAAAUUAGUGCUCAAACAAAUUUCAGAACUGUUAGACCCUAAAGUGAUAAAACAAGUGGAGGAAGCGAAACGGAGUCCAGAUCAAACCAAAAUGAAGCGAGUGUCUCCGAACCCAGUGCAGGGCCCAGUGAAGAGAAAACGCUCGGCGAUAUUCAUCCCGCCGAUGCCGAGCAAGACCAGCUCCACCACGCCUACCACGGAGGUCAGCAUUUGUAAGUUCAAGUUCACCGGAGGCUCCAAGCCUUCGUUGCAAGAGAAAAAAAUGCUAUCAGUUGACUCCGGCGGCAACUUCAGAUAUUAUAGCGGCACAGGGAACAAGGGGAAUAAAGGUUACGAAUAUUUACAACGGGACUCAAAUCAAGGCAAGAAUGCUAACGCUUCAGCGGAAACGUCGACCUCGCAGCCGAAAGUAGAAGAGCAGAGUACGGCUCUGAGCAAAGAAGACUUGAAUAAAAAGAAGAGGAAAUCGAGGAAAAGUUUACAGCGAGAGAAGCUAGAGCAGACGUUCAAGGAGAAGGGGUUUUUGAUACAGACGCAGCAGUUGCAGUCGGCGGAGGGGGCGACGUACUGCAAGUUCCGGCAGCUGAGGAAGUUCACGCGGUACUUGUUCCGCAGCUGGAAGGACUACCUGCCCGGCGAGCUCGAGGACGCCACGCACGCCUCCGCCGAGCACCCCGCGCCUCCCGCCCCCGCCACCCCCGCCUCCCCCGCGCCGCCCCCCGCCGGCGAGGCGCGCGGGGAGUGGGGGUGACGUCACGCGUGAACGUAACAUGACGUCACACUCGCCGCACUGGCUCCGCACGGAAGGCUGACGUGCUCACUGUACGAGGAAUUGAAUUGAACCCCUUGUGCUUGUACAUAACGUGAAGUUAUUCGGACGCUGGAGAAUUAACCCGGCCGCUGUUGACGGUCGAAUAAUGCAUUUAAUAAUCGUGUUUAGUGAGAUUUUAAAACUAUUAAUUGUGUUGUUUUGUUCUUGAUCGCCACUCCGUCCAUAUUGAAUGGUUAUUAUCUUACUAUCGUAUCUUCGCUUUGGUUUAAAUUAUUUGUUGUUUAUUAUUAUAAUGUAAGUAAAUGUAUAAUUGUGUAAUGGUGUUUUAUAUAAAUAUGUACGAAUUUAUAAUCCUAUAACGGCUCGGCUCGUUGAAAGUACUGAACUUGUGUAUAAUAUUGUAUGUACUUAUUUACAAAUGCCUAAUAUUUAUUAUUGUAUAGUCAAGUUUUAUAACAAAACUGUUGUAAAGACUAGAUAAGACUACGUUGGGCGCUAUUAAUGUUGUUAUAGUUAAAUACUGGAGUACUAACAUAACUAGUCACGUGACACACCUCUAACUUAGCUGUAGUUAGCGUUAGGCGAUCGGCAACCUGUACAUAUUGCCAACCAGAGGCAUUCUAGUCAUUAAUGUUAAGUUUUAUACAUCGUUGUUAUUAACUGCUGCUCUAUUGUCAUUUUAUUUAAAAUGUUUUCGUAAUUUUAUAAAAAAAAAUACACUGUUUUGUAUACAAUAAACUUUAUUGCAAAAAAAGACCACUUGAUCCAGUGAUUAAAAUAUAAAGCAAAAUAAUGAAAACAGGAAUGUAAUAUACCAAUUAAAACAUUUAACCGAAUCAA